Messenger RNA from Chrysoperla carnea, 839 nucleotides. It is a transcript of the gene Prosalpha5, whose product is annotated as proteasome subunit alpha type-5. NCBI's taxonomy places the organism in Eukaryota, Metazoa, Arthropoda, Insecta, Neuroptera, Chrysopidae. The coding region runs from base 64 to 792 and encodes 242 amino acids. The transcript is spliced from 2 exons. The record is from RefSeq and is a predicted model, not a curated record. Gene Ontology annotation, biological process: proteasome-mediated ubiquitin-dependent protein catabolic process. Gene Ontology annotation, cellular component: proteasome core complex; nucleus; proteasome core complex, alpha-subunit complex.
ACAAAUUUGAAAAUUGCAGUGACUUGUACAUUUUGUUUUAAAAAUUUUCAUUAAAUAAGCAAAAUGUUCUUAACUCGUUCAGAAUACGAUCGUGGUGUAAAUACCUUCUCCCCAGAGGGUCGUUUAUUUCAAGUAGAAUAUGCUAUUGAGGCAAUUAAACUUGGGUCUACCGCAAUUGGAAUUUGUACAUCGGAGGGUGUUGUAUUAGCAGUAGAAAAACGAGUAACAUCAACUUUAAUGGAACCAACAACCAUUGAGAAAAUCGUUGAGGUAGAUAAACAUAUUGGUUGUGCUGUAUCUGGACUAAUGGCUGAUUCACGUACAAUGCUCGAUCGCGCCCGCGUAGAAUGUCAAAACCAUUGGUUUAUUUACGAUGAACGUAUGACUGUUGAAUCGUGCGCCCAAGCAGUAUCUAAUCUAGCUAUUCAAUUUGGUGAUUCCGACGAUGAUGGAUCGGCCAUGAGUCGACCAUUUGGUGUAGCAAUUUUAUUUGCAGGUAUUGAUGAAAAAGGUCCACAAUUAUUCCAUAUGGAUCCUUCCGGUACUUUUGUACAAUUUGAUGCAAAAGCUAUUGGAUCUGGUUCAGAAGGGGCACAGCAAAGUCUCCAAGAAAUGUAUCAUAAAUCAAUGACAUUAACAGAAGCUACAACUGCCGCAUUAACUAUUUUAAAACAAGUUAUGGAAGAGAAAUUGAAUUCAUCCAAUGUUGAAGUGAUGACGAUGACUCCAGACAAGUUAUUCCAUAUGUUUACUAAGGAUCAGGUUGAAGAGGUGAUUAAAGAUAUUGCUUAAUAUUAUUAUCUUUUAAUGUUUAAAUUACGAUAUAAUUUAAUUUUUGA